AUGGAUUACUACGUGCCUUCGUCGGCGACUCCGUGCGGCCGCCGGUGCAAGCCCAGGUUCGCCAUGUCGGCCUUCACCGGCGCGUCUAUCGCCCACGGCUACAAGCGGUGCGCCCACGGGGACAGCGGCUACCACCUGCUCAUGGUCAAUGGCCACUCGCGCACCAAGGAGCUGAUUCCCACCGGUCAGAGCAUCACCGCCAACUCUUUCAAUGUAGGAGGCCAUGAUUGGUUAAUCGAGUACUACCCUAACGGCGAAAACCCGGGCCGCGCCGACUUCAUUUCGCUCUUUCUGAACCUUCUCUACGACGCCGAUGACGACGACGAAGCGCCCGUGGAGGUCAGGUUCAGUUUCAGCCUCGUCGACCAGGUGGAGAAGCAGAUGCCGAUGUACAUUCGUGCAACCAGUGAAACCCGCAACUUCUCCAGCACUACCUCAAUCUGGGGCAAUGACAGGUUUCUCAGAAGAGACGCCCUUGAACACUCGGCGGAUCUCAAGUGCGAUUGUCUCACCAUCCGGUGCGACGUCGUGGUCGUCCGCAGCAGCAGGGUUGAUGAUGAUGAUGAUGCCGGUGGCCACGGCGGCACCAAGGCGCUCCUGCCGGACAUACACCAACAUUUCAACAGUCUCCUUCAAAAAAAGGUGGGCGCCGAUGUGGCAUUCCAGGUCGGUGGCGAGGCCUUCACCGCACACCGGUGUGUGCUCGCUGCCCGAUCCAUGGUGUUCAUGGCACAACUCUUUGGCCCCAUGAAGGACGCGUCCAACAGUGUCAUACAGAUCAAAGACAUGGAACCAAAGGUGUUCACCGCUCUGCUUAGCUUCAUCUACACAGACUCCUUCCCUGACAUGUACGAGGACAACAUUAAGUUGAGUGAACUGUGCAAAGAUACGGGACAAGGGCAAGAAGAUGAAAUGUCGGAAGCUGUGGGCCAAGGACAAGAUGGGGAAGCGGCAGAGGUUGAAGUGGGGCUGCUGCAAUGGCUGCAAGGCUUGUUUGUGGCGGCAGACCGGUACGAUCUCCAGCGGCUCAAGUUCAUCUGUGUAAAGCAGUUGUCUCAGCGCAUAGGUGUGAGCUCUGUGGCGUCCACUCUUGCUCUAGCCGAGCAGCACCACUGUCGUGGAUUGAAGGAGGCAUGCUUGAAGUUUAUCCAAGUCCAAUCUCCCCCGUGUUUGCAGACACUCAUGACGAGUAAUGGCUGGGGGCAUAUUGUCACGACCUAUCCCUCUGUUUUGAACGAGCUCAUUGCCAUGCUUGCCUCGAACCAGAGGAAAUAACACUCUGGAUACGGUACGCAUCUUCCUUAAUUAGACCUAAAGUGACAUUCUUUUGCAUAUACAGGCACCUCUACAGAGAUUGUAGUAUGUGUCUUGUUUUUAAUUGUCUCGUCAUGUACUAGUUUGCAUGUAUGACGAAUCAGAAAAAUCCAAUGGGUAAAUUGUCUCUUCAUGCAAUGGAUGGUCUGUAAAUUC
Messenger RNA from Triticum urartu, 1470 nucleotides. The record is from RefSeq and is a predicted model, not a curated record. NCBI's taxonomy places the organism in Eukaryota, Viridiplantae, Streptophyta, Magnoliopsida, Poales, Poaceae.